This is a messenger RNA of Lasiodiplodia theobromae, 873 nucleotides long. RefSeq lists its product as uncharacterized. Bases 1 to 873 code for a protein of 290 amino acids. Lineage: Eukaryota; Fungi; Ascomycota; Dothideomycetes; Botryosphaeriales; Botryosphaeriaceae. The record is from RefSeq and is a predicted model, not a curated record. The transcript has 2 exons.
AUGACCGCGACCAUCAGCAACAACAGCGACACGAAGGCCAGCAGUCAGCGAUCCAACAACAGCAAUCGGGUCAGCAGCGCCGGCGUUGCAGAAGCAGCAGUCCGCAGCACAAGUUCCAGACUACCCAGCUUAUCCCCCUCACCCUCAUCCUCCUCCUCCUCCUCCUCCUCCUCCUCCUCCUCCGCCGGCACGGCAGCCACCCUCCCCGCCCUCAAACUCUCCACCGCCACCCGCAAGCAGUCCGACCAGCGCGCCCUGCAACUCGCAGGCGUGCGCCUGCGCGACACGUCGCGCCGCGCCGCGGCCAUGGAAAAAGAGCGCGUGGACGUCGCGUCCGAGUUGAAGCAGUUGCGCAAGCGCGAGCGCCGGCUCGACGAAGAGAUCGGCCCGGCGAAGGCGAAGGUCGUCGUGCUGGAGCGCGAGGUGGCGGAGGCGAAGAGGGAUGUGGUGGUGACGAAGGUGGUGGCGGUGCUGCUGGAGCAGGAUGACCCGGUGGGCGUGUUGGAGGAGGUGGUGGGGAGGUUUGGGAGGGCGUUGGUGCCGGUGCCGGUGCCGGUGCCGGUGGUGCGUGGGGAGCGGGGAGGUGGCGAGGGAGGAGGAGAGGUAGUGAGGGUAGAGGCGGUGGAGGCGGGAGUUAAGAGUGAAGGAGAGGAAGGCGUGGAGGAGGUCAAAUUGGAACAGGGCGGUGGAGGAGAGAGGGAGGUGACCGGAGGCGGCGCUGUUGCGUUGAAGUCCAACUCUGAGGUGGCGGAUAAGACUGUGAAACGCGAGCUGAAUAGCGGAACGAACGAGGUUUCGGAGGCGAGUACAGAUGAUGAAGAUGCGGAUGUUGGGCCUGCGGGUUCUUCGGGGGCAAAGGUCGCCUCCUCUUGA